AUGCAAUACCCCAUCACCAACUCCACCCACUUCCCCCACGUCGACCUGCAAAUGGAAGCGCGCCCGACCUGUCUAUGCGCCAUAUGGCAGCACGAAGUCCAUGGUUACUUCUAUCUCGACUCCACCGCGCCCAUCAUUACCUUCCCCGAUUGUGGCACACACGAGUUUCUCAGGCAGUCAUUGUCUGCUGAAGAUGCAGAAGCCGAAGUAUCCAUCAGUGAAGCGCUCUAUCGCACGAGCCUCGAAGAUCCACCACAACGUAUGCUCUUGACGGCAACAACUAGCAUACAAGGACAACACGGCACGUCUACGGUCAAUGACCCUGAGACUCUCCCAGAUCAUGUCGAUCCUGCGAUCCCGCCACAAGAGAGCCACGAUAUGAGCCAGGCAAGCAAUUCGGACUACGUGCCUAGCCAGGAAGAAGAGAUGAUUGCCAACGAACAGCUGCAGGAGGAGAAGGAGGACGAAGAUGCAUCUGAAGUAGAGGAACACAUCGAUCUCGACUUUCAGAUUCCAAAGGAGACUUUGCGUGCUGCGAUGUUGGCAUCGCCUCAAACACGAGCCAGUUUUUGGAGCGCCAAGAUGUACCCUGAAGAGCUCAUGCCGCCUACAUUGAAAAAGAUUUUGGAGACGCCAGACAUCCUCAAAGUCGGAGUGGCUGUGAAAGGCGAUUUCACAAGGCUCGAAAGGUAUCUAAACAUACAACCACAAGGAGUGUUCGAGUUGAGCCGGCUGCAUAACCUUGUGGAAGGUAACAUCACGAGUGCUCAACAAGUGUCGAAUAAGCUAGUUGGACUGGCCGCACAAGUGCUCCAACAUCUUCAAUUGCCCCUGUACAAGGGCGAGCAAUUGGCGGACGAUCCAGCGGAUACUGCGAGCGUUCGUGAGAGCGAUUGGAGCAAACCACUGGAUCUGCAACAGAUUCAAUAUGCUGCAGCAGAUGCGUAUGCCGGUUUUAGACUCUACGACAUACUGGAAUACAAAAGGAAGCAAAUGCGGCCCACUCCACCCACUCGCGGGCUCUGCGAUUAUGAUUCGAAACGUGCUCCCAAGCCGAAAACGACCACGAAAAAGACUGCCAAAAAGGCUAAAAUCCCUGUCCCUGCAACCUCUGUGGAAGGCACAUCUAGCAUCGAACAAGAUGUAGACCAGCAAAUACAGCAAGAGCCGAUAGAGGUAGAUGGAAGCGAGGAAGAGGAGGGCUAUGAGACUGCACCCGAAGAUCUCCUAGACAGUCACGAACUUGAAGAUCCUGCUCAAGCAUCCGCUUCUCAAGAAGAAACACAUGUGCUUCACGAGGGCAACACGGUCAUGGCAAAUGAAGCAAAACAGAAACGCGUUGGACGCGUGAAUUUUCAAUGGCUGAGAGGUCCUGAUCCGGAAUAUCCACAACUUCCACAGCACCCAGAGGAUUGUGAUAUUCCUGUGGCAUCGGCCUCGUCAGAUCCCUCCUUCGAAUCUAGCGCGACCAACCAACAAGUGGCUGACAUGUCUAACGCGAAGUGGCCUGAGCCGAGUGCAAUUGAAGACUUCGACGAGUUCGCCGAUCCUGAGCUCGAAGAGGCUCUCCAGGUCCUUGACAUAGACGAAGACGGAAAACUCAUAGACGCCCCAGUACCAACAGCCUGCACCGUUAAAGCCAAGCGUACGAGAAAGGUGCCAAGUACAUCGCGUCAUCCUGAGCCAGACCCCAUUUCUCAAGCAGAAGUACCCAAGGAUCUCGACCUGUCUGAUUACAACCCCAUCAGUCUCGACACCCAGGAACCCCUCGCGACCUCGUCGCCAAACACUAUUCCUCUCCCAGUAACGGCUGAUGAACCAUCCCAUUCCUCCGAAUUCGGCUACGCAGUAUCCUGGGCACAAACAUACCUCGAGUCCACCGUCCCAUCGCCAUCUUCAACAGCACCGUCACGCAUCCGCGCUACUAUUCCGCAUCUCCGUGCUUACCAUCUUUGGCACCACCAGAGUCUCUCGAUAGACGAAGUCGCUGGUCACCUGCGCGAUCCGCCACUUUCGCACAGCACGGUCACGGGGUACAUUCUGCAGGCUGUUGCACUAGAGCGCUUCGAGUACGAUCAUGAUAAGUUACGGGACAUUAUGAUGGGCUUACCGGUUGGGAUGAGGAAGGGGAGGUUUAAGUGGAUUGCGGAGAAGGUUGGGCUAUGA
This is a messenger RNA of Parastagonospora nodorum SN15, 2166 nucleotides long. RefSeq lists its product as hypothetical. Gene Ontology annotation, biological process: nucleobase-containing compound metabolic process. The record is from RefSeq and is a predicted model, not a curated record. Gene Ontology annotation, cellular component: nucleus; cytoplasm. The coding region runs from base 1 to 2166 and encodes 721 amino acids. NCBI's taxonomy places the organism in Eukaryota, Fungi, Ascomycota, Dothideomycetes, Pleosporales, Phaeosphaeriaceae. The transcript is spliced from 3 exons. Gene Ontology annotation, molecular function: 3'-5' exonuclease activity; nucleic acid binding.